Ambispora leptoticha is the source of this 441-nucleotide messenger RNA. NCBI's taxonomy places the organism in Eukaryota, Fungi, Glomeromycota, Glomeromycetes, Archaeosporales, Ambisporaceae. The record is from the annotation of a GenBank genome assembly.
AUGAGCCUAUCGAACAUUUGGUCCGAUUUCAUUGAAGGCUCCGAUUUUCCUAUAGUAAAUGAAGAAAACGUGUUGCUCGAUUUAGACCGCAGCUUUGAUUCCAAUAUCCCAACAAUAGAAGUUGAGUCGGUUGAAUCCAAUUUACAACCUAAUCCCUUAACCAAUAAUGAAGUGUCACAGCUUGAUCAAGAAAAUUUUCGUUUCCCCGAUAAUCAUCAUAACGUGCUACGCUAUUUUUAUUCAGUCGAUGCAAUUACUACUCGACUUGAGGAAUUGCAUCAAAAGGAACAACAAAAUAAUGAAUCUAUCGACAUUUGGUCCAAUUUCAUUAGAGGCUCCGACCUUCCUAUAGUAAAUGAAGAAAAUGUGUUGCUCGAUUUAGAUCGUAGUUUUGAUUCCGAUAGUCCAAUAAUAGAUAUUGAGGUGAUUGAGUCCGAUUGA